AUGGCAGAGCAGGAGGGCUCAGGACUAACCCCAGGACAUCACAACAGCGAUGAGCUCCAAGGCAGUGGCCUCGAUGGAGGGCACUUUGGGCCCCCCGGUUCCGCCCAUUCCUUAUCCUCAGCCGUGACGCUUCCUUUAGUAGACGCUCUAUUCCAAUCACUCCGCGCCGCCGUAGAGGAGGUCUACAAUCUCAAAAGACUCCUCAUGGAGGUGGAUAACAGAAGUACUGGCAUAGAAUUGAAGUAUAAGCAUCUAGCGAACAAAGUCCGCUACUUAGAGCGAUGUUCGAUGAAUGCUACAGAGAAACUUCGUAGGGUCACACAGAAGAACAAAGAAUUGACUGCAGCCCUCAAAGGCGCUGUUCUAGAUAUAUAG
Molecule: messenger RNA, 375 nt
Organism: Bipolaris sorokiniana ND90Pr
Lineage: Eukaryota; Fungi; Ascomycota; Dothideomycetes; Pleosporales; Pleosporaceae
Exons: 2
Coding region: 1-375 (124 amino acids)
Source: RefSeq, a predicted model, not a curated record